This is a messenger RNA of Oryza brachyantha (malo sina), 2117 nucleotides long. RefSeq names its product lys-63-specific deubiquitinase BRCC36-like. Gene Ontology annotation, biological process: double-strand break repair. Gene Ontology annotation, cellular component: BRCA1-A complex; BRISC complex. NCBI's taxonomy places the organism in Eukaryota, Viridiplantae, Streptophyta, Magnoliopsida, Poales, Poaceae. The coding region runs from base 161 to 1438 and encodes 425 amino acids. The record is from RefSeq and is a predicted model, not a curated record. Gene Ontology annotation, molecular function: metallopeptidase activity; polyubiquitin modification-dependent protein binding. The transcript has 10 exons.
GAGAAGAAGAAAGGAAAGGAAAACAAAAAAAGGAAACUCGAGCUUCGAAGAGGGAGGCGGAGCGCUACAAGCCAAAUCGAAGAGGCAACCCCUCCCCUCCUCCUGCUCCGCCACGGCCCGAAACCCCACCGGAUCGGCGGCGGCGGCGGCGGCGGCGGAGAUGUCGCUGACGGAGGUCAGGAUCGGGGAGGAGGUGUGGCUCACGUGCCUCUCCCACGCCCUCACCACCGAGACGGAGGAGGUCAUGGGCCUCCUCUUCGGCGACAUCAAGCAUUCGAGCAGGGGCGGGGUGACUGCUGUGAUAUGGGGGGCGUCGCCGCAGAUGAGGUGCGACCGGAAGAAGGACAGGGUCGAGGUCAACCCCGAGCUGCUCGCGGCGGCCACGGCGCAGGCCGAGAGCUUGUCGGCCACCAUCGGGGAAAAAACGAGGGUGAUUGGGUGGUACCACUCGCACCCGCAUAUCACCGUGCUGCCAUCCCAUGUAGAUGUUCGGACCCAGGCAAUGUUUCAGUUGAUGGAACCAGGCUUUGUGGGUUUGAUAUUCUCUUGUUUUAGUGAAGAUGCUCAAAAGGUUGGAAAAAUCCAAGUAAUUGCCUUUCAGUCACUUGGUGGAAAUCAUCAAUCUAUUGUCCCUGUUAAUGAUCCAGUCAUUAACCUUGAAUCAUCUUGGAGUUCAUUGGAUACUUCUUCACAUCCUGCAUUGAUCGAGGGCAUUGAACAAGACACGGGGGAUUCUAAAACUUCAAGAAAUAGCAAGGUGUGGGAAAAAUCUUCCGAUGUGGAUUUCUAUUCUCAUUCUGGCACCAAUCAUUCAGCAAAACAUCAAUCCAGAGAAAAUGCUAUCGUUGCAUGUGAUCCCAAUAACGCACCUGAGACCCCUGUCGAUCUAGAUGAAUCAGAUAUGACCCCAAGCAUCCAGGAGGCGUUGCACCGGUCAAACAUGGACAUUAGUGGUGCAGAAUAUGUAAGAAAGGAGGUCCCACUUUAUGUAUUUCCGACAGGGCAUCUGCUAAAGCUGGACACUACAUUAACUUCUUACUGUGAUAUGCAACAUGUCAUUUUUGAAGAGGAAAAAUCGGCAUAUAAUCAAGCCAUGCAUCAAAAUAUUCGUGAUGGGAAGAUCCACCCACUUACAUCUAUUCACCAUGCAUCUACGUACAAUUCAUCUCUCUGCAAAUUAAUGGAAUAUUGUUUGAGCCCUGCUAUAACUGUACUUCAGGAUCGUCUGAAGGAAAAUGAAAUUCGGUUAUCUAUGUUAAUGGAGGAGGCUAAACAACUUGAGGCAGAGAACCAAAGCAUGAGAAAUGAUUCUCCUCGUCGCUUGAUGUAUCAUGGGACUAGUGGUAGCAGUUCUCUGAUGGCUCAGGACAAGCAUGCUGCUGCCAACCAAAUGAGCCCUAGAAGUCCUAGUGGCAGCAGCCGGAGAAAGGCUUCCUGAUUUCAACCUUGUUCACUUGUUAUGGUCAAUAUCAUGAGCUGCGUUUCCACCCAAUGCUAUCUGAAGUCCCCAUUUUUCUGGUGUAUGAAGGUGUGUGCAGUGGCUUUGUACAUACUCUACUCCUUUCAGCACCAGUGCUGUUGUGAAAGUUAUUUCGGCCUCCCUUCGCUUUGUACUGAUAUUCCUUGCUCUGCCGCUGAAUUCGCUCCUAAUUUCUCCGGUGUUCUUCCCUGUUAUCGCAAAAAUGCGAUUGAGAUCUUCAUCACUGAUGGCUUCUUCCAUGAUCUUGUAGUUUGUGCUGGGGUGGUUGCUUGAUUGCUUUCCUUGAGCUAUUGCUAAUUCAGUUGCAAUGCAUUUCCCGUGCAGGCAAAGACGAAGUUUGUCUUUGCUUCGCAGUUGGAACAAAAUCAUGUACCAACACAAAUGUUGAAAUUCUCAGGCACACUUGCUGCCAAGGUGUCAUAGUGGAAGACAUCGACUGGGUAGAAACUUUUUGUGUACAAUGCACGGAUGACUAGUCUUAUGGUCACUUGGUCAGUUUGUCUGCAAUUAUCCACUGUACUUGAACCAUGGGAAUUCAAUGAGACCUCUUGUGCGGUGGCGACAACAUGCUGUCGAGCUGCAUGUUCGACAGGUGACAGAUUUUGUUUCAGUGCUGGCGCCAUGGCAUGGAAACAUA